Messenger RNA from Pararge aegeria (speckled wood butterfly), 3901 nucleotides. Its product is annotated as sperm-associated antigen 7. The transcript has 4 exons. Lineage: Eukaryota; Metazoa; Arthropoda; Insecta; Lepidoptera; Nymphalidae. The coding region runs from base 681 to 1442 and encodes 253 amino acids. Gene Ontology annotation, molecular function: nucleic acid binding. The record is from RefSeq and is a predicted model, not a curated record.
CCAAGCGUGAAAAAAAACAUCUUCGUUAGCCAAUAGUGUUAAUAUUAGCCAGUUACAAAACAAACAUGAGUUUUCAUUCAUAUUAUGGAAUCAAAAGUGCAGAAACAAAUCGUUGACUACUUUUCGUACUUCGAAGAAUUCUACAAUUCAUCCAAAAGUAGUUUGAAAAUUUGCCAAAACUGCGCAAUUUCUAUAAAUAAACUAAUACAUCGGUGCCGGAGUAUUAAAGAGGCCCAAAUAUUUGGCACCCCAUUGGAAGAGUUUGGAGGACUCCAAAGUAAAUUGUUGUCGGCUUUGCAUAACCUAAUAUCUGAAGAAGUGGAAGAGAUACAAAGUCAAAGAUUGGUGCUUGAAGAGUUAUUUGAACAACUUUGUAACAAAAGCAGAGUACUGUUGGAAAGUUGCAAAGAAAUUGACUUCUCACAAAAAAUACCUCUAAUACUUGGAACUCCACUACAACCUCCAUUGGAGCAAAUACUGGAAUUUGUGACUGACACAAUAUCGUUUGGUGGUCAAAUUUGUGCCCAGAUUGAAACCUCAUUAAAUGUUAUAGCCUUUAAAGGUUUAAACACAACAUCUCUAGUUGAAAACUUUAAAAUUCCCACCGAUUGGCAGCGCAAAGUGCCCGAAAUUAUAGCUUUCACGUCCUUUUGCUCGAAAAACGAAAUUUAAAUAAAGCAAUGGAUCUACUGGGUUCAAUUUUGAACUCUAUGCAAAAACCCCCAUCAGCAAGCGAUGAACAGAAGAAAGCAAUAAAGAAGCAAAAAGAGGCCAUAGAACGUAAACAUGAGCAAGAGAAACAUAUUCUUAACAAGUUCUGCAGGCGAGUUGAAGAGAAAAUAAGCAAUUUUAUAAAGGACGGCACUAAACUGUCCCUACAGUUUGAACCGAUGGAUCAAAUGUACAGAUCUGUGAUCCGUGAUGUUGCUACGACGGCAGGAGCUCAGGUAUACUCCUUCGGUCAAGAAGGCGUAGACCGUUAUGCAGUUGUGUACUUGAAAGAAAAGGGUCCCUCCGAAGACGAGUUGAGCGUUCGUCGCGAAGGUGGUGUAUGGGACGACGAGAAAUCCGCAGAAAUGGCACAAAGACGCAUAGACAUGGUGAAACAGGCGGAGUUAGAUGAUCUAGAGGAAAAGUCCCGAAAACGCAAGCACGGUGCAGAUGAACUCAGCGGUACAUUCUAUAAGCAGAAGUACGCUCACUUAAUUGGCCAAGAGGCUGCCAUAGACGCGGCACAGAAAACGAAUAUGAACAAGAGUUACGGAGAGGUUCCCAGCGAGAAUAAAAAGGAUUCGCGGUCCAUAGAGCAAACCAUGGCUGAUAUUAAAGCUAAGAAGGUCAAAAAGGCUGAAACGGAUAGAGCCAAUGCUGACAGUGAGGGUAGUAUUGGUCACAGUGAGGGUAGUAAUGUCCAGGGUGCAGGUAGCAAUUGUUCACGGUGAGGUUAGUUAUAUUAAUGCUGUUGAUAGGCUUAGACUUCCUUUAAUAACUUAUCUCGGCUGUGAAUAUACACCAACAAUUGAUUAGAUAUUUCCAUUAGUAAAGUAAUAAAACUUUGUAUUAUACUUAUUUCCGUUUCACUAACCACGGACAUGGCAAUGCUUAAGUAACGCCUAAUCAAAGAAGAUACUUAGGCACUAUACCUUUCACCAAUCGAUUUUCACUAGGCAACUCUAAAGUCCGAAAUUAAAUUUUUUUUAUAGGCCUAUUUUGUAAAGUCAAGAAUGUUUGUUUGAAGUGACUCUACCACCGGUUCGUAGAAAAGAUUCCACCGAAAAUAGCCGGCAAGCAAACUCGGUACUUGCUCUUUUCCAACUUCUACGUUUACAUUAUAAUAUUGCCUAACUUGAUUAUUUUUCUUGCCUAAAGUGGUAUUUAUAUUAUCAUUUUUUAAUUUUUCUCAUGCAUAUAAGAUUAUUAAAAAAAAUGAAGUGAUAUAUUUUUUCAUCAGGUAAAUGUUAGUUUAGGAGUUCCUUAAAUAUUACGCACCGGCGAAUCGGCGUCGUAAAUUUAGAUGGCGCCUUACGCCGUUAGUCACUAUCUAAGAGUUGGUGAAGCGUUUUUUUUUCAAGCAUCAUUAGGCUUCCAAUUUGGGCAUUUCCUAGAUUUACUAAAAACGGGCAUUAGUCAUUUAAGGUAGGUAAUUUACAUAGUGCCUAAAGUAACAAUCAUGAAAUUAUCUUAUUAAAAUAUGCAUUAAAAAUGUCUGAGAGCAUAUAAACAUAAACUACCUAAUUUAGUACAUUUCAUUUUCUAGUAUAUUCAAUGAAAAUCUACAUUCUGAUUUCCUCAGAUUUUUUUGCUUUUAGUAAAUUAACUAAAAUGAUAGAUUAUCUAUGUAGCAAAAUAAUUAAGUGAAAUAAAAAUGGUAUUUUUAUCAAAUCAAGCAAUAAAUUCGUCAACGUAUUUAUCUAUAUUCUAUUCGCCGUCGCUGGAAUACUUGUUGCCCGGUGGCACUGGCUAUAGGAUACUUCCUUUUAAUUAAAUUUUUUUUUUCGUAUCGUCACUUAUUGUUUUUUCCUUCGUUUAACUUUUGAAUGCUAGACUAAAAUAAUUAAGUCACUGUGUUUAAAAUAGUUUGCUAUUAUCUACAAUUUUGUGAAAAUAUUACAUCUUUUCCACACGGGGAUAGGACAAAAUGUUUAUCUUCUCCCACAGUUUUAUCCACUCUCACGGGAGCAUGGCUGGAAAGAACAUACACGUGUUAUAUCAAACGGUGGUGAACUUCUCCUUUUCAUUGUUGCCGUGCUUUGACAGGUGGACCAGUAACUUUUAUCCCUUGUGAGUGCAUAUAAUUGGAGGACUAAAAUUUCGGUCUAUGUCUAUGCUAGGCUUGCUGAAGGCAAAAUUCAGUUUGGACACCUAGAUCAAGGGCUGAAAAAGUGGGAAUAUUGGAUAGAAGCAGGCGUUACUUUGCGGAAAUCCAUAUUAUAUCAUGAAAAUUAAGCUUAUAUGGUGUAAUUUAUAAUUUCUUGAAUCCCUAUACUCUACACCAAACAGAUCCUCGGCAAGCAAAUUAAGUUUAAUUUUCAUAAGGCCGAAAAAGUGACUACAAUUAAGUCAGUUAGUUUGUUAGCUGGAGAUUUUGCGUAGGCCCAAAAAUGAAUAUUCGCUCUUAUCUUCUAAUUUGAAAUGAAUGCCAUACUAUUAAGCUAUAAAUAAUGUAUGCAAUACAUAAGAAUUAGUUAUAUGUUUAAGUAUAAAGGGUGUUUUUUUUGGGGUAUCGAAUUCAAAUAUUAAAACAAACAAAAAUACUUCAUGUAUUUUACAAGAAAUGUAUUUUUUUUGUCGAUCUUAUAAAUGAUAAUAUUUCACCUUGGUACAGAUCCAUUGGUGUGGAAGUCCACAAAAAGUUUUAUCUCUUAAAAACACCCUUUAUUUGUCUACUCAUAAUUUGAGAUUCGACCUAUGUGAUUUCUUAGACUUUUUUUUCAAUUUCAUCAUGAUCAUUAUCAUAACAGUCGAUGGGCGUCCACUGCUGGACGUAGGUCUUUUAUAGGAAUUCUCCCUUAUACCAGUGUUGUGCUCAAUGAAAGAAAACCCGCAGACCAAUAGUCUUAGUUGAAGAUUUGCUGACUCGCAAUCGAAAAGUCGCUUUCGAGAAAGAAACACUUAAACAUCACUGUAACAUGGAUAUUAUUGGGAUAACAAUAAAGCUCAAAUUUGCCUACACCUCUUUAGCUAGGGCUUUUGCAAAACAAAAAUCAGAAGUUUAAGAUUUGGCCCAUUUUUCUUUGACGAUACAAAGGACUCGAAAACGAUGUUCGAUUGCCUGCGAGCAAAUCUUGUACUAAAGCUAGUUGGCCCCCAGUCUGCUAUUACAAUUACAUGUCACACAAAGUACUAAUGAAGUAAUCAAUAAAAACGAUUUAUUUACUUUAAACACUUUUACUCAGAAUUU